GUGUUUGUGUGUGUGUAUGUGUGUUGGUGGAUGUGAGUACGAGGAAGCAGCGGCCGCCAUUUCACAGAGCUUGCCGAAGCUGUCGCAGGGGUGGAUCCUGAGCUGCCGAAGCCGCCGUCCUGAACUUCCGCGCGGGCUCCUCUAAUCCCAUUGUUUCUUUUAGAUUCGCUCGGGCCUAUCCGCCCUCGGAGCCCGAAAUUCGGGCUGGGCGGUACCGUGGCCUGGGCCUAGCGGCUUAACAGUAGCAACAGCGGCGGCAGCAGCAGCAGCAGCCCCCCUCUUCCCGAAUACAAGCACCCCAGGGGCCCGAAAGCCCGCACAGGCGUUUAGAGAAAAUGGCAGACGAUAUUGAUAUUGAAGCAAUGCUUGAGGCUCCUUACAAGAAGACUUGCCUAACGAUAUCUCACCUCUACUCCCAUGAAUUCACCUUUGAUUCCAGUGUGAACUGUCAAUCAUAAGGGCGAGAUGUGUGACAGAGGUGGCAUCAAGCUCUUACAGUCCCAACCCUCCAACGGAAAUGGGCGAAGAUCUCAGGAAUGGCAUCGGUCACAGGAAAUCGAUAGUGGCUGGCUGCUAGCAUGGCCACUUGGGGCUUAGGCAGAAAUAGAGCCAUGGAUGAGAACAAGUUGAGCAGUGCAAACGGCCAUGAAGAACGUAGCAAAAAGAGGAAAAAAAGCAAGAGCAGAAGUCGUAGUCAUGAACGAAAAAGAAGCAAAAGUAAGGAACGGAAACGAAGUAGAGAUAGAGAAAGGAAAAAGAGCAAAAGUCGCGAAAGGAAGCGAAGUAGGAGCAAAGAAAGGAGACGGAGCCGCUCAAGAAGUCGAGAUCGCAGAUUCAGAGGCCGCUACAGAAGUCCUUACUCCGGACCAAAAUUUAACAGUGCCAUCCGAGGAAAGAUUGGGUUGCCUCAUAGCAUCAAAUUAAGCAGACGACGCUCCCGAAGCAAAAGUCCAUUCAGAAAAGACAAGAGCCCCGUGAGGGAACCUAUUGAUAAUCUAACUCCUGAGGAAAGAGAUGCAAGGACAGUUUUUUGCAUGCAGCUGGCAGCAAGAAUUCGGCCAAGGGAUUUGGAAGAGUUUUUCUCUACAGUAGGCAAGGUUCGAGAUGUGAGAAUGAUUUCUGAUCGAAAUUCAAGACGUUCCAAAGGAAUUGCAUAUGUGGAGUUUGUGGAUGUUAGCUCAGUGCCUCUAGCAAUAGGAUUAACUGGCCAACGUGUUUUAGGUGUGCCAAUCAUAGUACAAGCAUCACAGGCAGAAAAAAACAGAGCUGCAGCAAUGGCAAACAAUCUACAAAAGGGAAGUGCUGGACCUAUGAGGCUUUAUGUGGGCUCAUUACACUUUAACAUAACUGAAGAUAUGCUUCGGGGGAUCUUUGAGCCUUUUGGGAGAAUUGAAAGUAUCCAACUCAUGAUGGAUAGUGAAACAGGUCGAUCUAAGGGAUAUGGAUUUAUUACGUUUUCCGAUUCAGAAUGUGCCAAGAAGGCUUUGGAACAACUUAAUGGAUUUGAGUUAGCAGGAAGACCAAUGAAAGUUGGUCAUGUUACUGAACGUACAGAUGCUUCCAGUGCUAGCUCAUUUUUGGACAGUGAUGAACUGGAAAGGACUGGAAUUGAUUUGGGAACAACUGGUCGUCUCCAAUUAAUGGCAAGGCUUGCAGAAGGUACAGGUUUGCAGAUUCCACCAGCAGCACAGCAGGCUCUACAAAUGAGUGGCUCUUUGGCAUUUGGUGCUGUGGCAGAAUUCUCUUUUGUUAUAGAUUUGCAAACAAGACUUUCUCAACAGACUGAAGCUUCAGCUUUAGCUGCAGCUGCCUCUGUUCAGCCUCUUGCAACACAGUGUUUCCAACUUUCUAACAUGUUUAACCCUCAAACAGAAGAAGAAGUUGGAUGGGAUACAGAGAUUAAGGAUGAUGUGAUUGAAGAAUGUAAUAAACAUGGAGGAGUUAUUCAUAUUUAUGUUGACAAAAAUUCUGCUCAGGGCAACGUGUAUGUGAAGUGCCCAUCAAUUGCAGCAGCCAUUGCUGCUGUCAAUGCAUUGCAUGGCAGGUGGUUUGCUGGUAAAAUGAUAACAGCAGCAUAUGUACCUCUUCCAACUUACCACAACCUCUUCCCUGAUUCUAUGACAGCAACACAACUACUGGUUCCAAGUAGACGAUGAAGGAAGAUAUAGUCCCUUAUGUACAUAGCUUUUUUUCUUUCUUGAGAAUUCAUCUUGAGUUAUCUUUUAUUUAGAUAAAAAUAAAGAGGCAAGGGUCUACUGUCAUUUGUAUACAAUUCCUGUUACCUUGAAAAAAUAAAAAUGUUAACAGGAAUGCAGUGUGCUCAUUAUCCCUAACUAGCAAAUCCCACUGUAUACAAAGCUGUUCUCUUGUUCUGCCUUUUAAAUGUACAUGUAGAAAAUUACAUUAAGGAUCUAUAGGAAUAGUUCUAGGGGGGAACAAAUGUGCUUAAUGUAAAAAGGCAGACAGGGAUGUAAUUAUGUUUUUAAUGUUUCAGAAGCCUAACUUUUUACACAGCAGUUAGACAUUUCACGUUUCACUAAUGUUGAUACUUGGCUAAUGGUUUAGCAGAGGUUUCUGGAGUACACAUUUAGUGUAUGGAAAUUCAAGACAGCUAAAGGGCUGUUGAUUAAAAUCUCAUCUUGCUUCGUGAUCAAUUGGCAAGAAAAAGAUUUCAAGAUUACAUUUCUGGAUGGUAUCUUUUCAAUUAAUGUAUCUGUAAAAGUUUCUUUGUAAAUAUUAUGUGUUCUGGUGUGUCUAAGAUUCCAAACAAAAUGAUCCCUGCAUUUCCUCAAGAUGUUUAGUGGCAGUCUGGUAAGCAAAGCAGUCUGAGCAAGAAAUAGGAAAUGCAGAAAUAGGUUUUGUCUGGUUGCAUAUAAUCUUUGCUCUUUUUAAGCUCUGUGAGCUCUGAAAUAUAUUUUUGGGUUACUUCAGUGUGUUUGACAAGACAGCUUGAUAUUUCUAUCAAACAAAAAUGACUUUCAUAUUGCAACAACCUUUGUAAGAACCACUCAAAUAAAAUUCUCUUAAAAAGGCCACA
Messenger RNA from Canis lupus familiaris (dog), 3037 nucleotides. It is a transcript of the gene RBM39, whose product is annotated as RNA binding motif protein 39. NCBI's taxonomy places the organism in Eukaryota, Metazoa, Chordata, Mammalia, Carnivora, Canidae. The record is from RefSeq and is a predicted model, not a curated record. Gene Ontology annotation, molecular function: RNA binding. Gene Ontology annotation, biological process: mRNA processing. Bases 579 to 2156 code for a protein of 525 amino acids. Gene Ontology annotation, cellular component: nucleus. The transcript is spliced from 19 exons.